This is a messenger RNA of Peronospora matthiolae, 258 nucleotides long. NCBI's taxonomy places the organism in Eukaryota, Oomycota, Peronosporomycetes, Peronosporales, Peronosporaceae. The record is from the annotation of a GenBank genome assembly.
AUGUGUUUGCGUGACGCAACCAGGUUACUCGCCGUUCCAGCAGGAUGGGUCACAGUAUGUCGGUCCGCGACAGCCAGAGCGCGCUGCUUCACCACAACCACGCGCUAUGAGCAAGUGUCGUCUCCAGAUUUUAAAGACGUGAAUGCGCCUGUGCCACCAAUGCAGCAAGCACCGAUGCAGGAGUUGCCGUUGCGCGUCCCGUACGCACACCAACGUAAGCUUGCUAUUCACAAGUUUAAUGGCACGGAACUGUACUAG